This is a messenger RNA of Rhodotorula graminis WP1, 735 nucleotides long. RefSeq lists its product as uncharacterized. The transcript is spliced from 3 exons. The coding region runs from base 1 to 735 and encodes 244 amino acids. The record is from RefSeq and is a predicted model, not a curated record. Lineage: Eukaryota; Fungi; Basidiomycota; Microbotryomycetes; Sporidiobolales; Sporidiobolaceae.
AUGAGCGCCUCAUCGUCGUCGACCUCGGUCGAGCCGUGCACCGUGUGCGACCAGCCGGGCACCCUCUGCUGCGGCGCGUGCAAGCAAGCACGCUUCUGCUCGGCGAGAUGUCAGCGCAAAUUCUGGUGCGUGCACAAGGUCCUGUGCGGCCGCGACCCCGACGUGCUCUACUUGCCGCCACUGUCGCCCGACGAGCUCGACAACCUCGAUCGCAUCAAGGACGCCCCUGUCGUGCAGGGCCUGUCGACACGGACCGCGCUCACCCUGACGUACCUUGGCAUCGACUGGGCGACCUUCAUGACUUACGUGUCGUCGGCAGCGGCCGCGCCACCGAACGACGUCGGGCGCAACGAGCUCAUCAUGUUUGCCCAGCAUCACCUGUUCACGGCUCGAGCGCGCGGCGUCUUGCCCUCGAUCGGCAAGGGCACCGUCUGGUACAACUUUGGCCACCUCGCGUUCGGCCUGGUCGCCACGUGCAACGCCGAGGACAAGAAGCGCAAGCCGCCGCAGUGGAAUCCCUUCGAGGCGACCGUGCGACUCGGCGACGUGCUGCGUCGUCAACUCGUCACGUCGGCGGUCUGGCAAGCAGGACCCGAGUCGAGGACGCAAGACGUUGCGAUCCUGCGCACCUGCACGAGCCGGACCGUCGAGGCGGUCGAGCGCGCCGACAUUCCGCUCGGAGCGAAGAGCCAGCUCAAGGCGACGCUCGAGGCCAUCCUGGCGUGGGCCUCGUAG